Camelina sativa (false flax) is the source of this 1039-nucleotide messenger RNA. RefSeq names its product UPF0235 protein At5g63440. The record is from RefSeq and is a predicted model, not a curated record. Lineage: Eukaryota; Viridiplantae; Streptophyta; Magnoliopsida; Brassicales; Brassicaceae.
GCAAUGUAAAGAGAUUAUUUUUGCAAAGUGAGAGCUGAGUUUCACAUCUUGGAUCGACGAACUUUGAAGAAGAGAGAUGCCGAAGAGAACGACACAUACGUAUUCGAGCGAGGACGCGGCGCCCGACGGACCCGACUCUGAUCUCUUCGUUUAUUACUGCAAGCACUGUGGUUCUCAUGUCCUCAUCACCGAUACCCAGUUGCAGAAGAUGCCCAAGAGGAAGACCGACAGAUCGAAUGUACUUGACAAGAAGAAGCACCUUGCUAGGUUAAAUAUCAGCGAGGGAGGAAAAGUUCUAUUGAAACGCGGUGAAGGAAAAAUGGAGAGACAGUUUAGAAUGAACUGUAUCGGUUGUGAGCUUUUUGUUUGUUAUCGUGCUGAAGAGUCUCUGGAAACAACGUCUUUCAUUUACAUUGUUGAUGGAGCACUUAGUGCUGUUGCUGCAGAAACUAAUCCACAGGAUGCACCUGUACCUCCCUGCAUUUCACAACUGGACGGUGGACUUGUUCAGGUUGCAAUAGAAGUGGAAGACCGUGCACAACGUUCAGCAAUCACAAGGGUAAAUGCUGAUGAUGUUCGUGUGACCGUUGCCGCACCAGCAGCUCGUGGGGAAGCUAACAACGAGCUUCUGGAAUUCAUGGGAAGGGUUCUUGGUUUAAGGUUGAGCCAGAUGACUCUCCAAAGAGGUUGGAAUAGCAAAUCAAAACUUCUUGUGGUCGAGGAUUUAUCUGCUAGACAAGUGUAUGAGAAGCUUCUUGAGGCUGUCGUACCGUAAAAUCUGCCGUUUGUGGUUGGUGAACGACAUUAACUGAAAGCUCUGCUACUUGAGAAGAGACCUAGCUACUCUUCUUUGUUUUCAUGCUUAUCCGACCACUACUCUUUCUACAAUCCCUUAUUAUUAUUAUGAUGAAAGUUAUUAUAAUUGUCUUAAGAUUCCUCCGAAGUUGUUUAUCUAUUGGACUAUAUUGAACUAAAAAACAAAAAAAAAAUCACAAAAUUAUAAAAUCGUUGUCACGUUAGUUGUUUUCUUUGGGUCAAA